AUUAAUAUAAAUAAUAGUAUACGUGAGAAAGCAAUGUCACCGCAUGCAAAAUUUGUCGUUUGCACGUAAUUCCUCAGGCUUUUCAUUCAAAUUACAGUUUUGACUAAAUGUUUAUUUUGCCAUCAUCAAUUCGCUAAAUUUCGUUCCGAUUGGGGAAUCGUGCUCACACAACAAAAUUCUACAUACAUUUUGGUACAAAUGCAGGCGGUACUCGUUGGAUCAUCAAAGAUGUGGCGCCAUUGCAGGCGGCACCUUGCUACAUCAAGUCAGUUUCUUCGUUUUAAUAGUUCCUCGUGCAGCGAUUCGAAGCAUUCCGGUGAACUGCGUGACAAAGCGGCGCUGGUCACAGGCGGUGCUUCCGGAAUUGGGUUGGAAUGCUGCAAGGCUUUGCUGCGAGGUGGUUGUCGAGGGGUGACAAUUGCUGACCGCGACAAUGAUUGCGGUGAGGCCGCGCUGAAGGAACUUGCGGAGGAGUUUGGUAAUGAAAAAGCAGUUUUUGUCAACUGCGAUGUUACCAAGAGUGAACUCGUCGAUUGGGCAUUUAAAACCACCAUAAAUGCAUUUGAUAGAUUAGACAUUGUAGUGAACAACGCGGGUGUGCUUAAUGAUAAAGUUUGGGAGAAUGAAAUUCACACAAAUGUGUGUGGUACCAUGGUUGGAAAUCUUCUCGGUUUGCAAUACAUGGCCGCUCACUGCGCGGGAAAAGGUGGAUAUAUCAUUAACAUUGGUUCCACGAUGGGACUCUCUCCUUGUGGUGGUUGCCCCAUUUAUAGUAUGACCCAGUCAGCUAUUUUGGGAUUGUCAAGAGCAUUGGGUACUGGUCAUCAUGUUGACCGUACCAAGGUAAAGGUGAUCGCAAUUGCUGUCGGUCUUACAAAAACGCCAUUAAUGAUCAAUGCUACCAAAAACGCAAUAAAUACUCGCUUCUCCGCGGACUUUAAGAAAGAGAUAGAAUGUCACAAGUGGCAGAAACCUGAGGCGGUAGCAAAUACGGUGCUUGCUGCAAUAAAAGAUGGAGAAGCUGGUUCAAUGUGGAUUGUUGAAAGCGGAAAUAAACCGUACAAAAUUUGCAUGCCAUGCUAUCAGGAUCUGAAAGAAACACAUAAACACACCAUUGCUGAAUGUCAAAUGCCCGGAAAAUUAAACACUCCGCGCGGCGGUAAAGAUGAAGACAAAGAAAAAAGCGAAGCGAAAGCAGAAGGCGAGUCUAAGGCGCCAUUAAGGAGAACCUGCGGCACAUGUCCAGAACCAAAGUGGAACGACGGUCCUCCGAAAAAAGACGAAAAAGACAAAAAACCAGUGAGUGCGGGGGCAAAAGGGGGUAAGGGUAAACCAGGUGCACUGCCUGCAAAGAAAGCAGCUUCUGAUAAAAAGGCAGCUUCGGCCAAAAAAGCAACGCCAGCAAAAUCCACAAAACCACCAGUCAAAGCAGCUAAACCAGCCAAAGCAGCAAAACCUCCAGUCAAAGCAGCUAAACCAGACAAAGCAGCUAAACCAGCCAAAGCAGCUAAACCAGCCAAAACAGCUAAACCAGUCAAAGCACCUAAGGCACCAGCCAAAGUUGUUGCAAAGGCACCGUCUAAGAAAAAAGCACCAAAACCAAAAAUUAAAUGUCCUCUGCCACCCGCAAAAGCCGGGGCAAAAGGAAAGUCAACUGCUAAAGAUACACAGUCGGUGCACUCUGAAAAAUCUGAACUCUCCUUCACUAGUCUUUCCUGCAAGUGCGAUAUAGGCGCUGAAGAAAAACGGGCAAAACAACGAAAGGCCAAAAAAAAUUAAGCAAAUGUAAAGAAAUUAAGAUUCCGAACAAAUAUUAGAUUUAUUGUAUAAAAUUUUAGUAUACACAAUAAACAAAACUUUCUACUCUAA
This is a messenger RNA of Dalotia coriaria, 1869 nucleotides long. Its product is annotated as neurofilament heavy polypeptide-like. The transcript has 5 exons. The record is from RefSeq and is a predicted model, not a curated record. Gene Ontology annotation, molecular function: oxidoreductase activity, acting on the CH-OH group of donors, NAD or NADP as acceptor. Bases 199 to 1779 code for a protein of 526 amino acids. NCBI's taxonomy places the organism in Eukaryota, Metazoa, Arthropoda, Insecta, Coleoptera, Staphylinidae. Gene Ontology annotation, cellular component: cytoplasm.